Messenger RNA from Fusarium poae, 4233 nucleotides. RefSeq lists its product as uncharacterized. Gene Ontology annotation, molecular function: protein binding. Lineage: Eukaryota; Fungi; Ascomycota; Sordariomycetes; Hypocreales; Nectriaceae. The coding region runs from base 1 to 4233 and encodes 1410 amino acids. The record is from RefSeq and is a predicted model, not a curated record. The transcript is spliced from 5 exons.
AUGGCAGAAGCGCUCGGCAUCGCGUCGAGCAUCAUCGCCGUGGUUGAUCUUUCGGCCAAGGUACUUUCCCUAUGUUUGCAAUAUUCCCGGGAGGUGAAGAACGCCAAGGAUGAUAUCGAUAGGCUCCAUGACGAAGUUGCUGCCUUUCAGAACACGACCGAGAAGCUCGAGGCUCUCCUCAAAGAGCCUCCCCGACUUAGUGUAAUCCUUCAGAACGUCGAUGACCGAACGAUUCUCAGUCAACUGCCUGCCGCGGAAGGAGCUUCAUUCGACUCCCAUGCCGAAGAACACAACCCGACGUGCUUGCCAAACACGCGUGAGGAGCUGCUCAAAGAAAUCGACUGCUGGAUUGAUGACCCUAAAUCAAAGACAAUAUUCUGGUUAAAUGGCAAGGCUGGAACAGGAAAAUCGACCAUCUCGCGGACUGUCGCUCGUUCGCGAUCCAAGCAGGGUGAUCUCGGUGCGAGCUUCUUUUCAAGAGAGGAGAGGAGUGCCGUCAAUGCUGAUCCAGCGAUUGCUGACAAGGCUGUUCGAGAGCAGUUUGAGAAGCUUGUUCGAGAGCCGUUGUUAAAAGCGACGGCAACGUCGUUAUCUCGACCAUCGGUUUUUAUUGUUGUUGAUGCGCUGGAUGAGUGCGAGAAGGAUGCUGACAUCAAGCUCAUUCUUCAACUUUUCUCCAACUUACGCUUCGCGGGUCCUUUAUGUGUCCGAGUGCUCGUUACCAGUAGACCCGAGCUUCCCAUCCGUCUUGGCUUUUCCUCCAUCGGCAAUGCCCACCAAGAUCUGAUACUGCACAAAAUCCCGCUGCCGAUCAUUGAGCACGACAUAUCUGUCUUUCUUCGGCACGAGUUCGCCAACAUUCGCAACAACUUCAACACGGAUGCAGUAGAAGAGCUGAAACUACCUAUGGACUGGCCUGGGGAAGCCAACGUCGGGAAGCUCACUAAAGCGGCGGUGCCUCUCUUUAUCUUCGCCGCUACUCUUUGCCGAUUCAUCAACGACCGAUAUAUCGGAAGCCCUGAUGAGCUUCUGCAGAGCGUGCUCAACGUCGCAGGUACUGGCCAAGGCUCUAAGCUCGACAUGACAUAUUCGCCAGUUCUAAGACAACAAGUACUUCAUAGGUCGGGAAGCGAGAGAUUGGACAUCAUCGAGAGCUUUCGCCUUAUCGUCGGCACCAUCGUCACACUGGCUAACCCAUUGUCAAUGCGUGCUCUUGCGCUACUUCUCGAUGUUCACGUCAGUAAGGUAACGACUAGGCUAAGUGCGUUGCAUUCGGUUUUGGAUAUCCCGGAAACUCUUGAUGCGCCAGUGCGACUGCUCCAUCUAUCGUUCCGGGACUAUCUCGUAGGCCUGGAAGAAAGAGAGUUGGCCGAGUUUCGAGUAGAAGAAAGACAUACUCACCAGAUAUUAGCAAAACACUGCUUGCGCAUUAUGCGCGGCGGUUUGCAGAAGAACAUAUGCAGUCUACCUUUCCCAGGCAUGCGUCGAUCUUCAGUAGACUUUGGGCAACUAGAGAAGAGGAUGCCCUCACAGCUCCAAUACGCUUGCAUGCACUGGGCGUAUCAUCAGACGUCAGGUGAACCCAAGCUUAGCGAUGACAAGGAUGUUUAUGGCUUCUUGACCACACACUUCCUGCAUUGGCUUGAAGCGAUGAGUUUGCUCGGACGAGUCAAGGAAUGUCUUGACACCCUGAGGUUACUUGCGAGAUGGGUAGAGACCCUAGAGGGCUCGAGCCUUUCGACCUUUGUGGCUGAUGCAGAGCGCUUUGUUCAGGCCUACUUUUCCGUGGCUGCUGAAACGCCGCUGCAGAUUUAUUGUUGCCUGGCUUUUGUCCCAAGGAAGAGUGUUGUGCGAAGGACAUUCGAGAACUUUAUUCCAAAAUGGAUAAGCAAUUUGCCAAAGGUUGAGGAAAACUGGGAUGCAUGCUUGUUGACUCUCGAGGGCCAUAGCAGCUGGGUCAGGUCGGUGGUGUUCUCGCACGACUCGAAAAAGGUGGCAUCGGGCUCUGAUGACGAGACGAUACGGAUCUGGGAUGCCGAGACGGGCGAGUGCGAGCGAGAGCUGAAGGGCCAUAGCAGCUAUAUCAGGUCGGUGGUGUUCUCGCACGACUCGAAAAAGGUGGCAUCGGGCUCUGCUGACAAGACGAUACGGAUCUGGAAUGCCGAGACGGGCGAGUGCGAGCGAGAGCUGAAGGGCCAUAGCAGCUAUAUCAGGUCGGUGGUGUUCUCGCACGACUCGAAAAAGGUGGCAUCGGGCUCUGCUGACAAGACGAUACGGAUCUGGAAUGCCGAGACGGGCGAGUGCGAGCGAGAGCUGAAGGGCCAUAGCAGCUAUAUCAACUCGGUGGUGUUCUCGCACGACUCGAAAAAGGUGGCAUCGGGCUCUGAUGACGAGACGAUACGGAUCUGGAAUGCCGAGACGGGCGAGUGCGAGCGAGAGCUAAAGGGCCAUAUCGGCUAUAUCAGCUCGGUGGUGUUCUCGCACGACUCGAAAAAGGUGGCAUCGGGCUCUGAUGACGAGACGAUACGGAUCUGGAAUGCCGAGACAGGCGAGUGCGAGCGAGAGCUGAAGGGCCAUAUCGGCGAUGUCAACUCGGUGGUGUUCUCGCACGACUCGAAAAAGGUGGCAUCGGGCUCUUAUGACGAGACGAUACGGAUCUGGAAUGCCGAGACAGGCGAGUGCGAGCGAGAGCUAAAGGGCCAUAUCGGCUAUAUCAGCUCGGUGGUGUUCUCGCACGACUCGAAAAAGGUGGCAUCGGGCUCUUAUGACGAGACGAUACGGAUCUGGAAUGCCGAGACGGGCGAGUGCGAGCGAGAGCUGAAGGGCCAUACCGGCUAUAUCAGGUCGGUGGUGUUCUCGCACGACUCGAAAAAGGUGGCAUCGUGCUCUCAUGACGAGACGAUACGGAUCUGGAAUGCCGAGACAGGCGAGUGCGAGCGAGAGCUGAAGGGCCAUAUCAGCUAUAUCAACUCGGUGGUGUUCUCGCACGACUCGAAAAAGGUGGCAUCGUGCUCUCAUGACGAGACGAUACGGAUCUGGAAUGCCGAGACGGGCGAGUGCGAGCGAGAGCUGAAGGGCCAUAUCGGCGAUGUCAACUCGGUGGUGUUCUCGCACGACUCGAAAAAGGUGGCAUCGGGCUCUGAUGACGAGACGAUACGGAUCUGGAAUGCCGAGACAGGCGAGUGCGAGCGAGAGCUGAAGGGCCAUAUCGGCGAUGUCAACUCGGUGGUGUUCUCGCACGACUCGAAAAAGGUGGCAUCGGGCUCUUAUGACGAGACGAUACGGAUCUGGAAUGCCGAGACAGGCGAGUGCGAGCGAGAGCUAAAGGGCCAUAUCGGCUAUAUCAGCUCGGUGGUGUUCUCGCACGACUCGAAAAAGGUGGCAUCGGGCUCUUAUGACGAGACGAUACGGAUCUGGAAUGCCGAGACGGGCGAGUGCGAGCGAGAGCUGAAGGGCCAUACCGGCUAUAUCAGGUCGGUGGUGUUCUCGCACGACUCGAAAAAGGUGGCAUCGUGCUCUCAUGACGAGACGAUACGGAUCUGGAAUGCCGAGACAGGCGAGUGCGAGCGAGAGCUGAAGGGCCAUAGCAGCUAUAUCAACUCGGUGGUGUUCUCGCACGACUCGAAAAAGGUGGCAUCGUGCUCUCAUGACGAGACGAUACGGAUCUGGAAUGCCGAGACGGGCGAGUGCGAGCGAGAGCUGAAGGGCCAUAUCGGCGAUGUCAACUCGGUGGUGUUCUCGCACGACUCGAAAAAGGUGGCAUCGGGCUCUGAUGACGAGACGAUACGGAUCUGGAAUGCCGAGACAGGCGAGUGCGAGCGAGAGCUGAAGGGCCAUAGCAGCUAUAUCAACUCGGUGGUGUUCUCGCACGACUCGAAAAAGGUGGCAUCGGGCUCUGAUGACGAGACGAUACGGAUCUGGAAUGCCGAGACGGGCGAGUGCGGAGACCUCGUAUCAUUGCAUGGCUAUGCAGGUGUUCUAUCUUUUACGCUUGAUGGGCGUGGCAUUGUCACAGACUGUGGUACAUUUCCCCUGACAUGCAGCUCACAAUCUCGCCCCGGUUCUGCUAUGCCGUGGCAAUCUUCGCAUGCCCCGAUGCUUGCCUGCACAGACAGCACCUGGGUCACAGCGGCCGGAAAGGACUUACUCUGGCUGCCUCCCGAAUGCCGCGGCGGAAAAGUAGCUGUUUCGGGAAGCAGAGUUUUCACCACCUUUGGGUUUUUUCCCGAUUAG